This is a messenger RNA of Sipha flava (yellow sugarcane aphid), 5757 nucleotides long. Its product is annotated as zinc finger SWIM domain-containing protein 8-like. The coding region runs from base 694 to 5505 and encodes 1603 amino acids. The transcript has 22 exons. Gene Ontology annotation, cellular component: Cul2-RING ubiquitin ligase complex. Lineage: Eukaryota; Metazoa; Arthropoda; Insecta; Hemiptera; Aphididae. The record is from RefSeq and is a predicted model, not a curated record. Gene Ontology annotation, molecular function: zinc ion binding.
CUUUCAGGAACAAUGGACUUGUGUGAUGAUGUUGUAGUUGUAGCGUAUGUGUAGUUGUCUGGGAAGAGGGAAGAGAGACGGCCCUACCAAUUCCUUCUCCGUUCGCCGUAGAUAUCCGAUAUCCAUUAUUAUUAUUAUUGUUUGUAGAAGUAUUAUUUUUCCACUCUCUCGCUCUUUCCCUUUGCAUUACCACCUCUCUCAUUCUCUCGCGCUCUUUUUCCGUCUUUCGUUUCUUUCCUCCCGACAACGUAGCCGUUUCUCUUUCUCUCUGCGGCCCGAACGCGAUGACAAAGGGCAACAGAAUGGAGGAUCUCGAGUAUUCGUGAUAUUCGUCCUCGUUCUACCGAACGCCGCGCUGAGGAGCAACAACACUCGUCACAUAAUCAUCGCUCGACCGUCAUCAGUCGAACCUGCUGACACCGCCGUCCGUCGCCGUUAUGAUUGUUGUCGCAGGGUGAUCGGGGUCAUAAACCUCUUGUGGCCAAGGGUUCAAGGUUGUCGACCACCGGCGGACUAUGAUGAUACAUUAGACGAAUCCUCAUAUCGAAUCAGUACGCGCACACGACACUCGGCUCUCAGGAUAGCCAUUUGAAUUUCUACAACUGUGAUACAUUUCACCCGUAAAAACUGGCGCAUCCGGUAUUGCCAAGACGUUCCGGAAACGUCCACCACGAUGGUCGACCACCGCCAAUCAUGGAUGAAAACAUGCUAGCCCUAUGGCACGAAAAUGACCGAUAUUCAUUCGAGGACUCUGAUCGUUUUGAAGAGGACUCGCUGUGUACAUGGAGCAGCGAGCCGGAAUCAGCGUGUAUCAACUGGAGAGGAUGGAGAAGACCUACCGAACAGAACACUGAAGAUGAGCCUAAAGAAGAGGUUAAACCGUUAGUUGAAUUGGCUGCUCAAUGUGUGGCUUUGUAUAUACCGUAUGAGUUAGUUGAACAAGAAUAUCCACCUGUACCUGAGGAACUCCAGCUUCGCAUUGCUUUCUGGAGCUUUCCCGAUAACGAAGAAGAUAUACGCCUGUAUUCUUGUCUAGCUAAUUCAAAUUCUGACGAAUUCUUACGAGGCCAAAAUUUGUACGUAUCCAACGCAAUUAAAGAUUGUGUGCAAAUAGGAUUCCAUUUGAGUGCCAAUGUUCAUCAUGGUGGCCGAAACGUGUUCAAUGUAGCUAUUACAUUUGAUAGAAAAAAAAUAACAACUUGUAACUGUACUUGUGAGCCUUUGUCGUAUUGGUGUUCCCAUGUUGUUGCUGUCUGUUUACAUAGAAUAUAUCGCCCUGAACAAGUUUGUUUAAGAGCACCUGUUAGCGAGAGUCUUUCACGUUUAGAAAGAGAUCAAUUACAAAAAUUUGCACAGUACCUGAUAAGUGAAUUACCUCAACAAAUACUACCUGCUGCACAACGAUUAUUGGACUCGCUAUUAUCUUCACAACCUUCUGCUAUUAAUUCUACAAGUGGUGCCCCAGAUCCAACUGCUGGUGCAUCUAUAAAUGAACAAACAACAUGGUUUUUAGAUGAAAAAACAUUGCACAACAAUAUUCAGAAAAGUUUGAUCAAAUUUUGUGUUCCUUCACCCCUAGUUAUUAGUGAUGUAAACAUUUUAUCACAAUCUGUUCCACCGGCUACUGCAGAAUGGACCAAUCUAUUGCGUCCAUUACGUGGUCGUGAACCAGAAGGUUUAUGGAAUUUAUUAUCAAUUGUUAGAGAAAUGUUUCGUAGAAAUGACGAAAAUGCUUUACAUCUAUUAGAAGUGCUCACAGUAGAAGCGGUUGCGUGUGAUCAAAUUAUGGUAUGGUGGUUUAAUACAAGAGUGGCAUUACACGGAGGAGGAAGUAUAGGAAUUAAACAUACUGGUCCUGCUGGGAAUACAAAUACAGCAUGUCAUGCUUGUGCUUUGUUAUGUGAUGAAAUGGUUACACUUUGGCGUUUGGCUGUUUUAAACCCAAGCAUUUCACCUGAUCACAAAAUAUCACUAAAAAUGAAAUUUAAAGAAUGGCAAGAAAAUAUAUUUGCUACAGUAAUGAAACAUAGAAAUAUGUCAAAUAGUAAAUCAUUAAAUCAUUUUCGCCAAGACACAGAAAUUUUUGUUGGUUUCAAGCCAGCUUGGGAAGCUUGUGAACUAAAUUGGGAUGAUUAUCCAUUAGCUGGUAUUACUUAUGGAACCACUUGCUGUUGUGAUAACGGUUCAUGUGUGCAUAUUAAACGUAUGGGAACUGCUGCACACUUUAUGACAGAUCAUGUAAACUGGAAUGAAGGUGGUCUAUUAUCUGCCAGGGGGAAUUCUUCGCAGUUAUGUUUGGAUGAAUGUUUCUUGGAUCUAAGAAGUAAUCGACAUUUACACUAUGGAAAUCGAACUCAUCAAUCAGAUUAUUGUAGUAGAACCACCAAAGUGCAUAUGAUUUGCAAUAUACAUAUGUCCAAUAAUAAUAUUAGACCAAUAAAUAAUAUGAUCUGGUUGCCAAAAAAUAAUUUGCGACGUUCACCAGAAGAUGAAAGUGCAAGUAGUAGUGUCACUACACCUGAAGCAUAUUCAAAUAAUGAAUCUUCGAGUGCAUCAGAAAGUUGUUCAAAUUCUAAUGCAACUACAAGUUCCUCUUCAAGUACCCAACCAAGUACACCUCAUCAAGUCAAUAGUGAAUACAAUGUAUCAUCUGAAAGUCAAAGUAGUGAUGAAGGUGAUAGAUUAGCAGCACAAAAAUCUACUUCUUCCCAAACGACUUCUCCACCAGAUGUAGAUGAAUAUAAUUACCUAUAUUAUUAUGAUCCAAAAAAUUUGGCAUCAACGUCAUCGGAAGGUAUUAAAAAGACAGAAACUAAAUCUGAUACUCCACGACCUUCUACAUCAAAAGCAUCAGCACCCAUCACGCCAUUAAUUAAAUUGGAUGAGGAAUGGGAAAUUAUGUUUGCGAGAGCUGAAGGACUUUAUGCUUAUGGUCAUACAAAUGAAGCUUGUGUACUUUGUGUGAAGCUUGUUGAUCAGUUUUUACAAAAUCCUCCAAAUUUUAUUAUUGAAUUACCACCACCCAUAGUAAAAGGAAAACGUAAAAAAAUUAAUCCCAUCUGUCAUCAGCUGUCUACAUUAGCAUCAGAAAUAUUACAGAAAUGCUAUUUUUUGUGUUCCGUAUUAGCUGAACGGAAAGAAUAUUAUUUAGAUGCAUUUAAAAUUGGUUUGUAUGGGUUAGAAUUGCCGAGACUUCCGGCUAGCACAAAACCAUUAGAAGUAAAAAUGACUCAUCAAGAAGGUGAAAUAUUGAAUAAUUUAAAACGUAUGUUGCCUCUGGGUAAGGAACAAGUGAGCAUUAUUCAAGUUCGUGCAAAACUUUUACGUGAUGGCCAAUACAAAACACGUGGUGAAUCAUUGCUGCCUUUAAAUUUGGCUUCCUUUAUCUUUGAAUGUUUGGUGUUGAAUCAGUCACCUACACAGGAUAAAGUUUCUGAUGAAACAUUAGGUUUUGAAGCAUCAGUGGCAGCUUUAGGUAUGAAAGCCAAUAUUAGUGAAGCAGACCAUCCACUACUCUGUGAAGGAAUCCGAAGACAAAGAGCUGAUUUGGCUACAAAUAUAUUAAUCCGUUACAAGAAUAAUCCUACACGCUUGGCAAUGGCUAUGGACAAGUUACUAGACAGAGAAGUACAUCCAUUUUUUCAAUCUGCCAUGGAUGCUUGUUGGUAUCAAAUUAGAGAUCCUAGAAAUUUACCUUUAACGACAAUGAAGACGGUUGCUAACAAUAAUAUUCUUAGUCAACCACCACAGUGUUAUAACACAAAUGUUAAAAACGCACCUGGAGAUUUAGAGUCUAAUAUAGGUGGAAUGACAUUGAAUCCAAUACCUCAUCAAACUCAGUCUAGUAGUAGUAACACAGGAUCAUCUCAUAGGAAAGAUAAUAACAGGUAUAAAAGUAAUAAGCGCAUAUACCCCAGUCAACCUAAUCAAGCUUCUGAAGCAAAUGCUCACCAUCUUUUUGAAUUGGGUAAAACUAUUUUGAGCAAAGUUGGUGGACCUUUACAAACCACAGUGUUCUCGCAACCUCCAUUGUCUGCCCAACCGCACCGUGCUUUACACAUGUGUGCAUUCCAACUUGCCUUGUAUUCUUUGGGACUUCUUAAUCGUGUUACACCCAACUGGAUUAGUCGUAAUUAUUCAUCCCAAGUGACAUGGAUUGGUGACCAUGCAAUGGAAAUAGGUGCACCUGCUACAUUAUUUUUACUUGGGACAUGGGAUGGCCAUUUGACACCAGUUGAAUUAGCAAAUAUUGCCGAUAAAAUGUCAAGAAGCCAUGAACGUAAUACUGUUGAAGCAGCAGCACAAUUAGCUUUGUCAUGUUUAAAACAUUCCGUUGCUCUCAAUCCUAAUGAAAUAACCAGAGCUAUUGUACAGUGUAAAGAACAGUCAGAUCAUAUGAUGGAAAUUGCUUGUCUAACUGUAGAAAUGGCGGCUAAAGGUGGGGGAGUUUUUCCUGAAGUCUUAUUCAAUGUAGCUAAACAUUGGUUUGAUUUGUACAUGAGGAAUUCUAACUCCGAUGAAGAUAAUUAUAUGUUACAAGUAGACCCAAGAGAAGAAUUCAAGUGUCCUUAUGUGUAUCAAGCCAACUAUUCAAUGUCAGUUGAAACACCCCAACAACCACCCCCACAAUCUCUAUACGCUCAUCAGUUGAUGGUUUCACCACAAACAUCUCCAGCUCAUCUGUAUCAACUAUCAUACUUUUCAAAUCAAUCAAUUCCUCAAAAUUCAGCUCCAUCGAGUUCCCAACAGCCUAACACUGUAAUGUACUACCCAUAUCCAUCUGUACCUACUCAAAGUCAAUACCCACAGUACUAUUCUCCAUAUAUACAGAAUCCUGUUCAGUAUCAAAAUGCAAAUCCUCAAAGCCAACCUCAACCAUCAGGACCGCCUCAAUAUUUUGUUCAACCUCUUAACCAAAAUGGGAAUCAAAUCAGAAAUUCACCACAACAAGCACAGGCUCCACCAAAUUUCCGCCAACUUCAUCAUUUGACAUCUGCCUACCGUGUUGGUUUAUUGGCUUUAGACACAAUGGCUAGACGUAUUCAUGAACCUAAUCAGGCCAAGUACUCAAGAAACCCACCAUUCAGAGAAGACAUUCAAUGGUUAUUGCGUCUGUCGAAGAAACUAGGACCAAACUAUACUCAACAGUUUUGUUUAGCUGUAACCAAUAGUGUGGUUAAUCCUUUCACGCUACAUGAUGUUGCAAUGGAAGCGAUUAUGUACAUGGGACAUUUUAAUCCUAACCCAACUAUGUGCCCAACAUUGAGUCCCUUGGUGGAAAAAUGUCAUUCAAUGUACAUUCAACUGUUACAUCAAAAGUUGUAUCAAUUGUCUUCAUCAGAUUAUGAAGAAUAUGUCGGAAUACUCUAUUCUGCUUAUGGUGCUUUUGCGAUGACACCAGAAGGCAGUACUAUGUUUAAAGAUUGGUUACAGUCAGUUAGGAGGUCGAAAUCAUGUAAAAAAGAACUAUGGACAAUGAUAACAAAUAUGCUACCUACUACAUGACAUUGGUGCUCUGAAGUAGUUGUAUUCUCUGAGGGCAGCGUUUCGCCCUAAACAACAACGUAUAGCUAUUUAGUUUUCCUUUUUAUUUUUCUUAUUUUACUAUUUUUAAACAAUUUAAUACAUACACAGUUUAAGAAAAACGGAUAUCUUAAAUGAUUUUCUAUAUUUAAAUAUUGUGUCGAUCUUAUCUUUUAUCUCAUAACAUUCAUAACAAAUUUUUUAGAAUACAUUAGUUAAUUUUUUUUUUAAUUU